This is a messenger RNA of Exophiala bonariae, 873 nucleotides long. RefSeq lists its product as uncharacterized. Gene Ontology annotation, molecular function: oxidoreductase activity. The record is from RefSeq and is a predicted model, not a curated record. NCBI's taxonomy places the organism in Eukaryota, Fungi, Ascomycota, Eurotiomycetes, Chaetothyriales, Herpotrichiellaceae. The transcript has a single exon. The coding region runs from base 1 to 873 and encodes 290 amino acids.
AUGCUAAUCAAAGAUCGCACCUUCAUCGUCUCCGGUGGUUCCAGCGGGCUUGGUCUGGCGACCGUCAUCACACUCGUACAGAAUGGUGCCAAUGUCUCCAUUCUUGAUCUCAACCCUCCCCCUUCCGAAGCCACUUCCCCAUUCGACUCGUCACGCAUCCUCUUCACAAAGACCGACGUCUCCUCUUCUUCCUCUCUCCAAGCUGCUGUCAAAUCCACUUUAAGAUGGAUCCUCGAGUCCACUUCAAAGCCCCUUGCUGGCACGAUCUGCUCCGCCGGUAUUGGUACCGCAGCCUUGAGUUUACCAAGACAACCCCCGAAUGUCACACACGAAACAGUCAAGUACAUGGACAUGGCACAGUUUGACAGAACCCUAGCCAUCAAUCUAAGAGGCACCGUUGAUCUCAUCCGCUUGACCCUGCCACAUCUCUCUUUAAAUGAACCCUGGGGCGAAGAUGGAGAGCGAGGCGUCAUUAUAGUCGUCUCUUCCGUUGCCGCCUUCGAAGGUCAAGUCGGUCAGCUAGCUUACUCCGCCAGCAAAGGUGCCGUCCGUAGCAUUGUCUUACCGCUGGCACGAGAAUUGGGCCAAAAAGCAGGCAUCCGAGUCCUGGGCAUCGCACCCGGUGCAUUCCAAACCGGAAUGACCAUUCCCAAACCACCACCGCCGCCGAAGAAUGGGGGUUCCUCGGCCCCAAAGCCAAAGGAAAGUACUGGUGGCCGUGCCGCCAUCAAUUCGGAAAUGCUCCAAUAUCCCAAACGUAUGGGUAAGGCCGAAGAGUUUGCCCGAUUGAUUCGAGACAUGGUGGAAAACCCCAUGUUGAACGGUGAAGUCGUUAGACUAGAUGGCGCAGUCAGGAUGCCAACCAGGUUGUGA